GGUGUCUCGGGCUAGUCGUCCGCAAGCAGCACUCGUACACGGACGGAGAGCGACGGGGUGUGGUAGAAGGUCGAUGCGGAGCUGACGAAGAGAGAUGCAAGGAUUUCCCAGUAGGGUGUAUGAGAGAAGAAAGAAAUGGAUGGAUGAACAGAACAGGUUGAUCGAUCAAACGUGCGGAAUCAACGAGGAUCUUGGUCGAGUAUUAUAUCGUCCAAACGACACCAGUUGGAUGGCGUUGUCGUUGGGCCAUAUUGAGGAGAUGCUGGCCUCUAGCCGGGUCGGCAUGUCAUAGUAGAAGGAUUGUCUGCGUUGUACGAGUACUUUGUCGCUUCGCAUUGAGGGUCAAAUAAGAUGCCAUCUGCCCUAGCCAGCCCACUCGGCGGAUGGACUUGCGCAGUCGGGCGCUCAUCAUUGAAUGCAUCCAACCUUUUGGACGUUUGUCUUGCUCCGUGUCCCUCCGGUCGGGCAAGGGUGUGGCACAGGGGACGCGCCAACUAGAGGUAGCAGCAGUAGUUUCUUUUCCCCAAGCUGCAUUAGCCGGCGCCAGGCCUCCGGGAUCCGCAGGGGGGUGGAGAGACACGACGCCUUUUUUUGUGCUGUUGUCUGGCGGUUUGCUCAGGUGCUUUGCGCUGGGAAUAGGGGAUAAUGGACUGAUGUUGAGGCUGAGAGGAUGAUGAAUUUGAAAUCAGACGAGAUGUGUGUAAGUGUGCAUGAGCUUGGAGAGAUUACGAGACUGAUAACAAAGAUAAGAUAGAAAAAAAGAGAGAAAAG
Trichoderma harzianum CBS 226.95 is the source of this 771-nucleotide messenger RNA. RefSeq lists its product as hypothetical. NCBI's taxonomy places the organism in Eukaryota, Fungi, Ascomycota, Sordariomycetes, Hypocreales, Hypocreaceae. The transcript has a single exon. Bases 95 to 292 code for a protein of 65 amino acids. The record is from RefSeq and is a predicted model, not a curated record.